Molecule: messenger RNA, 1825 nt
Organism: Schistocerca gregaria
Lineage: Eukaryota; Metazoa; Arthropoda; Insecta; Orthoptera; Acrididae
Gene: mRpL47
Product: 39S ribosomal protein L47, mitochondrial
Exons: 6
Coding region: 575-1390 (271 amino acids)
Biological process (GO): mitochondrial translation
Cellular component (GO): mitochondrial ribosome; mitochondrial large ribosomal subunit
Molecular function (GO): structural constituent of ribosome
Source: RefSeq, a predicted model, not a curated record
AUCAUCGAACGGUGUCAUUCUUGCUUGUUCACGUGCUCCUUUCUACGUCUUUAAAAAUUGCAUUGUAGAUGCUUCCACAUAAUUAUCGUGCUGUAUGCUGAAAUUAAGAUGGGGUUGUAGCGGCUAAUCGAUUAACUACGAAACAAUGCUACAAGAGUCAAAAAAUGUUGUAGAUAUACAAAGAGCAAUGUUCUUUAAAAAAAAUUUAACCGUUCUGCUCAGAAUGCAGAUUUGGUGAAAUGUAGCCGCAAAACAUUCUAUAAAAUUUAUGUGAAGCAUACCGGCAUUUAAACACAUAUAUACAGUACGAUUAGAGGAUAAAAUGCUUGACUCACCAUGAGAAUAGUUAUGAAUAACGUUCAUUGCAGUGUAAAACGUGUAAUUCCGUGGCUCUAGCGGUCGUUACAUUUCCAUUCGUCUUGUUCUCACAGAAUCAUAGGCAUUUAAAUUUCCCUUUCUAUCUAAUACAUUUCAAAGAUAGCUCUCGAAGAUACUCUAUCACCGGCUUUUCGAGAUAGAAGUGUUUACUUGUUUUGAGAGCCAAACUACGAAGAGGCAAGUGAUUAGCAUUAGAAUGUUUAACAUAACGAGGAUUGCGAGCACUACCUGUUCUUCGAGCGCCAUAACAAAAAUGUUCUCAUCUUUAACGAUCGCUACAAGUGGCAAACCCCCUCCUAGCAGUUGUUUUAAAGCAAGCACGCUGAAAUGCCAAACUGCCGGCCUGCAAACAACACCUGUGAGGAACGAUCUGAUGGAGUUUUUUGACAAGAAGGAAAAUUGGGGUGAAAAUCAAGUGAGAGUCGGAAGAGCAUGGAGGAAAGAGGAACUGCGAAUAAAGAGCAACACCGAUCUGCAUAAGUUAUGGUUUGUUCUGCUGAAAGAACGCAACAUGCUACUUACAAUGGAACAUGAAUCUAAGGAGCAAACAAAACUCUUUCCAAAUCCGGAAAGGAUAGACAAGGUGAAAGAGAGUAUGGCAAAUCUGGAAGAGGUGGUGAGAGAGAGGAAUAGAGCAUACUUUGAACUGGAAACUGGAGAAGAUGGGGAGAGGCCUUGGAAGAUGCAAACCAAUCCCCUCGGGCUGCGUUUCUUCUACCGCAAGAGGGAGUACCCCAUCCCGUGGUUCAUGAACCGGCGCUGGCAGGAGACGCACUACAUCCACGUGCACCGCGGCCAGGCAGUGCGCAAGUUCCUGCUCCGCUACCGCGAGAGGCUGUGGCUCGCCAAGAGGAAGCAGAGGACGAGGGAUUUCAACCACGUGGCUCAUCUGUUCAAGCGCUUCCCGGAUAUGGAUGUCGAAGCUGUGAGGAAGCACUACCCUGACGUGGAUAUCGAGAGGGCGCGACUGUGCAAGCGGGCCCGUGGGCACCACACCAAGAAUCUGUCGUAGAGUCCCACGCCUGUACUGCAGCGCUCCCAGCACGGGUAUCAGUCGUAGUUGGGAAUUCUCAGACCGGCAGGCAUGGUUACUCAAACAAACUGCAAUCUUUCGUACCGGGUGACAGCCAUACGCUCGUGUUCACCUGUGCAGCGAGAGUGACAGGUUGUCAGAUGUUCGAUACUGCGAGGUCGACUGACAUUCGGCAGAGUGACAUUAAUUAGUUUUGUUUGCCUGCUGCACUUGGAGCUACAAAAUGUAUCAGAUUGCAAUACGAGUCACAAUAUCUCUAAAACCUGUUGGUGUCUACUGUUCAUGAUAGUAGUAAGUGAUUUUGUGAUAUCUUCUGUUUGCAGCCAUUAUUACAUUCUAACAGUUUAAUGGAAAGAACACUGUUUUUGUUAAGCACUAAUUAUGUUUAUAAUAUAAUAAAUAAAUUUGCAGCUA